Molecule: messenger RNA, 186 nt
Organism: Funneliformis mosseae
Lineage: Eukaryota; Fungi; Glomeromycota; Glomeromycetes; Glomerales; Glomeraceae
Source: the annotation of a GenBank genome assembly
CAUCUUGUAAGAAGUGAUGUGGGAUGUAUUGAAAUAAAUGUUGUGGAUCAUAUGAGAGGAAUCUUCAUUAUUUCGUCUGCAACUUCAUCAGAAUAUGAACUCGUGCGAGUUUUAAUCUUUGAAAGAUAUAAAGGAAGAUUUUUGCGUCAAGUUCUUUUCAAAGAUGAAUUUUUGAUUUAUGAAUAA